Messenger RNA from Drosophila ficusphila, 1835 nucleotides. RefSeq names its product tubulin gamma-1 chain (gene gammaTub23C). The record is from RefSeq and is a predicted model, not a curated record. The transcript is spliced from 3 exons. Gene Ontology annotation, molecular function: structural constituent of cytoskeleton; GTP binding. NCBI's taxonomy places the organism in Eukaryota, Metazoa, Arthropoda, Insecta, Diptera, Drosophilidae. The coding region runs from base 163 to 1584 and encodes 473 amino acids. Gene Ontology annotation, cellular component: microtubule; cytoplasm; gamma-tubulin complex. Gene Ontology annotation, biological process: cytoplasmic microtubule organization; mitotic sister chromatid segregation; meiotic spindle organization.
AAUUGCAAAUAGGUCCCCGCUGCGGCUAUUUUUUAAAAAUUUGCCACAGUCCGAUGAUUUAUUAGUCUAUUUUUGUUUUCAAAGGAACAAUAAUCAAAGAAAGAUUACACAGGUAACGUAAAAAACUACCCUAAUAAUUUGGCCCGAUUGCAACGCUCCACAAUGCCAAGUGAAAUAAUUACCCUGCAGCUGGGACAAUGCGGAAAUCAAAUUGGCUUUGAGUUCUGGAAGAGAUUGUGCCUUGAGCAUGGCAUCUCGCCGAGCGGCGUACUGGAGGACUUCGCCAACGAUGGCAUGGACCGGAAGGAUGUGUUUUUCUAUCAGGCUGACGACGACCACUACAUACCGCGGGCAGUGCUUUUAGACCUGGAACCAAGAGUUAUUAAUAACAUAAUGGGGUCAGCUUACUCCAAGCUCUAUAACCCCGAAAAUGUAUACCUAUCUAAACAUGGCGGUGGAGCUGGCAACAACUGGGCCUCCGGUUACAGCCAGGGUGACAAGCUGCAAGAGGAGGUUUUUGACAUCAUUGACCGCGAGGCCGACGGAAGCGAUUCGCUGGAGGGCUUUAUACUAUGUCACUCGAUUGCGGGUGGCACGGGUUCGGGAAUGGGUUCUUUUAUCAUGGAACGGCUGGCGGACCGCUAUCCUAAAAAGCUGAUACAAACGUUUAGUGUAUUUCCAAAUCAGGACGAAAUCAGUGACGUUGUUGUGCAGCCCUAUAACUCCAUGUUAACCCUGAAGCGACUGACCACGGCGGCGGACAGUGUGGUCGUUUUAGACAACACAGCCCUCAACCGAAUCGCCUGCGAUCGCCUACACAUCCAGAAUCCGAGCUUUUCCCAGAUCAACAAUCUGGUUUCCACCAUAAUGAGCGUAAGCACGACCACGCUGCGGUAUCCGUCUUACAUGAACAACAAUCUCAUCGGUCUGAUGGCGCCCCUGAUCCCGACACCCCAGUUGCACUUUCUCAUGACCGGUUACACGCCGCUAACGAGCGACUCGGACGUCAACUGCCAACAAACGGUUAAUGUGCGCAAGACCACUGUCUUAGAUGUAAUGCGUCGUCUGCUGCAGCCCAAGAACAUGAUGGUGUCCACAGGGCCUGACAAGUCUAACCACCACCGCUACAUUUCCAUCUUAAAUAUCAUCCAGGGAGAGGUAGAUACCACUCAGGUGCACAAGUCGCUGCAGCGCAUUCGGGAUCGCAAGAUGGCGCAGUUUAUUCCCUGGGGGCCGACCUCCCUUCAAGUGGCCCUCUCCCGAUCCUCGCCCUACGUGCAGAGCAACCAUCGCGUUUCCGGCCUGAUGCUGGCCAACCACACAAGCAUCUGUCUGCUGUUCGAGCGGGCACUGAACCAGUACGACAAGCUGCGCAAGCGCGGCGCUUUUCUAGAUCAGUUUCGGCGCGAGGACAUCUUUAAGGAUGACCUGUGCGAGCUGGACGAUUCGCGCGAAACGGUCGACUGCCUGGUACAGGAGUACGAGGCAGCCACGCGUGAAGACUACCUUCAAUUUUCUGUUAAGCCGCGAAACUGCGAUACAAAAUCGGAGGACGCCAAGUCCGUGACCAGCGCCGGUGUCUAGGUCGCUCGUGACACCAAUGAUGUGUGCCAUGGAUUUUCUCGAAUGUAUUUUACAAUUUAAUUUAACGUCGGGAUUCGAAACCCCAAAGUAUUGACAUGCACAUAGUUUGUAAGAGUCUCUGUAAAUGCUGUUGUGUAUUGACCGUAAUUUAACGUUUGUAUUUCGUUUGUUGCUAAUUGCACAGUAAAGCAAAUUUAAUCAACAAAAGUUUUAAUAAUAAAACACUCGUUUGGAAUUUUUCGAUGCAUGUA